UGGACAAUAUUAUCCAAUAAAACUCUGAUUUAACACUGGUCUUUACAAUCUAACUCCAGAUUUUUUAGUUUUUGCCAUUUCUGAGAGAGAAGAGAGAAAAAAGCUUUUUUCUUUGUAGUGCUUAACAUAUAUCUCUAUGACAAAUGACAAAAGUAAAGCUGGUUCAACUGGAAGAUUUUCAGCUACCAGAGACUUUGACCCUAAACAACAGUCUUUUAGAAAUUUUUGCAACCGUCUUCGCGCCAAGGCUAAUUCGCAACCCACUUCGUCAGAUUCAGGUACAUUACCACCAGCUGUCGAAGAACAAGUAACAGCUGAGGAUUUAAAUACGAAUACUGAAGCUGCCUUUGAUCGUAUAAAUAUUGAAGAAACUGAACAUGACAUUUCACUCGACGACCAUGUUGAUUCAGUUGAAACAGAGGAAGUCGAAGAAAACGAGGUUGAAGACUUUAUAACCGACAUUCUUCCUCGAGGUAGUGAAAAGAUUCAAGCCAGAUUAUCUACUGAAGAGUAUCCCUCUGAAUACGAAAGAGGGACUUUCUGGAUCGAGCCGAUGAUGUCUUACUUCAUCCAUAAAAACAAUAAGAAGAUUGAAGACAUUUACCAACCUCGAGUUUUUUUAUGGAUUCCUCAUCUUUUGAUUGACGAAAAGCUUGCAGGUCUUUGCUGCCCUACUUGUGAUUCAAAGAUCGAAACAAAAGGAUACAACAAGCUACCUCACGCUAGAAGAAUUGCUGAUCUCCAAAGCUGCUUUUAUCUUAUGUCAAUAAGAUACCGAUGUCUUUCUCCCAGAUGUGGAAAAACCUUCAAUGGUCAUAGCGAUUCGAUUAUAAGCCAACUUCCCUAUGAACUUCAGAUGGAAUUUCCUGCUGUGUUAACCCACAAAGGAGGUGUGUCUAAGACUGUUGGAGAUCUACUGAGACCAUGUAUACAGAACUCUGUUGGACCUAAGAGAUUUCAAAAAAUUCUUCUUGAACUGCACCAUAUUCGUCAUAAUCGCCUUGAACUUCAGUAUUUAAUUUCGACUUUCAGAAAAAGAAAUGGUGUUGCUAGAUACUUCUCUCGAUCUUUGCCAUGUGCACACAACCUGCAUAUUGAUUCUGGUUCUCAAAUGAAGAAAACAAUUCAGGGGAAGAUUGAAGAUACGAGUGUUUUUACUGGUUUAUACACGGUAACAAAUGAAUACGAAGAGAUAGUACAACAAGUCCUAGCUCCAUCAAAGGCAUUGUCUUAUCUUCGUUAUUCUUUUCAAAAGAUGCGCGAGGCGUAUAGUCUUUACGGACAUGAAAUGCCUAUUGUAUUCUUUACUGAUAAUGUGAAAGGCGACAAGAGUUUCUUGGAAAGCAUUUUUGAUUCACUCAAGGAAAAAGUUCAACUUAGAUCAAAUAUGGAAAUAUUGAGCACCGAUGAAAACCAAGACUCUUUGAAUCUUCCCCAGGACGUUGAAGUUGUAUACGUUGUCCGUAAUUUAAAUGAAAUCGAUCGACAUGUUAAAGACUUGCUUGAAUGUAUAAAAAAUGAAUCUGACAAAGCGACCGGAUUCGACUGCAAGUGGAUGCCGUUUUCCUCAGAUAGCAAGGUGGAUGUGAUGCAAAUUGCAUACAAAAACAAGGUUGGAGGUGACCUUGGUAGAAUUAAUACGGAGUACCGAAUGACCUGUCGGGGUGCUCUAGAGUUAGGAUCUUUCUGUUCUUCAAGAAAAUGUAUUCCUAGUGGUCAGAUGUCUCUUGCUGAAAUUUCUUUUCGAAUUCUUGGACCGAAAAUCCUUAAAGAUGAGCGAUUGUCCGAAUGGAGUACGUCUGAAUUGUCAUCGGAGCAGAUCCAGUACGCCGCCAUUGAUGCCUGGGCAAGUCUAGAAAUUUAUAACAAGGUAAAGAACUUGUCUGAAAUUGACUCGGACAUUGUUAACAUCAACGUUAUCCGCGUACAAGUUCCUGCAUUUUUUCCUGGGCAAGAAAUUGGUCCAACAAAUGGCCCAUCUUUAGAUUCUUUUGGUCCAACACCAUUUAACUUGGUAGUUUUAAAGAUAGAUCUCGUAACAGAAACCGAGGCCAAAGUUCUUGCUACUGAUACAGUAACAAGUUUAUCUAAUGGAGAAAUUGGAUUAGAAUCAGUUCGUCAGAAUGCUGGCGAUAGAGUAAAAUCUGAAGCCAAUAGAGUCAACGAAUCUACCGAAGCUAAUGAAGCCAACGAAGCAUUUGGAGCCCUUUUCCCAGAAGACAAUUUGAGUAUGGUAGAUAACGAUAACUUUAUCUUUGGAUACAAGAUGUUUCUGAGUAUUGUGAAAAACCAAGGAGAUUCAGACUCGUCUAUUAUUUACACAAGAGUUGUUAAAGACAUAUUUCAUUUGAUGGACAUGAUCAAGCCUUACAAGAGACAUACCUUAUACAAAGAGUUCGUUCGAAGAUUCAGUGGAAGUCUUUUUAUCAUGGAUGAAGAAGACCAAGAUAUUGUCAAAAAGGCUUUAGAAACAAACGGCCUUUCUUGGGAUAACAAACUCAAAUACGAUAGAACUUGGAUACUAAAGCGUGUAAGAAGAAAAGUACCCUCGCCUGAUAAACUGCUUCCUACUCUCAUGUCUCUUUUCCUGUCAUUUGGCCUAUUAAAGUGUUCAAAAUCGGCUAGAACAUUAUCUGAUAAGCUGGCAUGGAAACAGGCCUUAAGUGUUUUGAAAACAGUAGAAUUAGGACAUGCAUCUGAUCCACCUGGAAUUCAGCUGUACUACAAGACUGUCCUAAAUCGGGAUCUUUAAAAAAAAAAAAUUUGUUGCUUGUGAGGGCCCUAAAGAUUGCU
Molecule: messenger RNA, 2793 nt
Organism: Mucor mucedo
Lineage: Eukaryota; Fungi; Mucoromycota; Mucoromycetes; Mucorales; Mucoraceae
Exons: 7
Coding region: 137-2752 (871 amino acids)
Biological process (GO): nucleobase-containing compound metabolic process
Molecular function (GO): nucleic acid binding; 3'-5' exonuclease activity
Source: RefSeq, a predicted model, not a curated record